Messenger RNA from Canariomyces notabilis, 1566 nucleotides. RefSeq lists its product as uncharacterized. Bases 1 to 1566 code for a protein of 521 amino acids. The record is from RefSeq and is a predicted model, not a curated record. The transcript has 3 exons. Lineage: Eukaryota; Fungi; Ascomycota; Sordariomycetes; Sordariales; Chaetomiaceae.
AUGGACGCCUCUUCUCUGUUAGCCUUGCCGACGUCUCCGGCGCCGACCGGGCUCCAGAUCUUUGCAAUCUUCGUCAACUUCUUUUUCCCAGCACUUGCCCUCCUCGUUGUCUCUGUCCGCGUGGCAGGCAGAGCGGCGGUGAACAAGCUUGCUCUGGACGACUCGCUUGUCUGUAUCGCUAUGCUCAUGUCCAUUGCUGAGACGGUCAUAAGCUUCUUCUUUAUUAAGACAAACUUUGUCGGCAUCCCGGUGACGCAGAUUCCACCUCAUGACCCUACUCAAGGCCUGAUAUGGGCUUACGCCGUCCAAAUUCUUUACAACCCGAUACUGGCCCUUGUAAAGUCCUCGGUUCUCAUCUUCCUGUCACGGCUGUUCGGCCAGAAGGACUGGGUGCGCCGAUAUUUGCUCUGGCUCAACAUUGCCACCAUCUCACAAAUGGUUGCCGUCUUCUUCGCCAUUACCUUUCAAUGCUUUCCGAUUGCUUUUAACUGGGACCCUACCAUUAGGGGUGGCCGCUGUGUGGACCGCCGGGUUUUAUACAUAUUCAUAGCUGUGUUUAACAUCAUCACCGACGUGCUGAUCAUGGGCCUGCCAAUCUGGAUCUUCUCGUCUCUGAGGAUUCCAAAGCGCCAAAAGCUGGCGCUGAUGUUUGUAUUCCUUCUUGGCUUUCUCGUGACCAUAACAUCAGUUGUUCGCAUGGUACUCCUAAUCCAAGGUCUUUUUGGUCUAGCGGUGUUUACGGCGUCGUCCAACAAUAUCGGUUUUGUCACUUCAUCCAUCGAGACCAACCUGGCUCUCAUUACGGCCUCGGCUCCGGCACUCCGGCCUAUUUUCCGCUCACGAGAACGUGGCGGUUGGUUCUCGCGCACCUCAGUGGCAACGAGCCGCGCGACCCCGGCGGAUGUUGACGUUGAGACGGGCCAGAAAUCAGUCGGCUGGGACAGCACCCUCGUCGUAGGGAGCGGCGUAGGUGGUAAGUUUGGCCGCGGUGGCAGCCGGGGCGGUAGGAAAGGUGGCAACCGAAGCAUGCGGAACGCCUUGCGCAGCGGAGGUUCACGAGGCGGAAGCAAAAUCAAACCCAUUAUCCGUAUCAAAACGGAUGUCGCCGAACUGCGCAGUCAGUCACCGCGCACGAGCGAGGAAGAGGCGAUGACCAAUGACGGUAUCAUGCGCGUUAGCGACAUUCAGCGCGAAAUCGACGGCAUCGUGAAGGAGAUUGCCGUCUCUGGGGUCGGCACCUACACGGGCGAUAGCCGGCCGAGGACGCCCAGGACGCCCAAGACGCCGUCAGCGCGGCCGCGGCCGUCAUUGGAAACCAUUACUAUUGGAGCUAGCAUGAUAACGCCGCCCCGUCCAAGCACAAGCAGCGGGACGACGAGAUCCCCAGAGAGACAUUACAGCGAAAGCAUAUACCCAGAUCAAGGCAUUCGAUGGAGGGAUGACAGGGACAGCAAGAUUGAAGACGGCCGAAUCUCGCGGUACGGUGACCGCCGGUUUGGGGUAGUCACCCCUAAGGGGACAACACCGACGUCGAAAGGUUGGGAGGGAAGCGGACGGCCCUUCUAG